Molecule: messenger RNA, 2609 nt
Organism: Ipomoea triloba (trilobed morning glory)
Lineage: Eukaryota; Viridiplantae; Streptophyta; Magnoliopsida; Solanales; Convolvulaceae
Product: glutamic acid-rich protein-like
Exons: 1
Coding region: 211-2451 (746 amino acids)
Source: RefSeq, a predicted model, not a curated record
GGGCCCAUCUCUUUCACAACACACGCACUCACUCUCUCUCUUCUCUGCAUCUCUGUUUUCCUGCAAACCCCACCUUUUUCACAGAAAACCAAUUCUCCUCUCCUCGCUUCAAUUAUCGUUCACCAUUUGCACAGUCUCUAUCAGUCUUUCAGCACUCAGACCCACUAUCAAACAGUUGAUGUGCAAAACAACAAGCUAAAAUUUUACAGUAUGGACUUGGAUAGACCCCCCCAUCACAGAACUCCAAGCGCAAGUACUACUACGACUACUAGUACCCCUACUGGUGAGCUCUUUGUUUGUUUCACAUCUCGUCUUUCUUCUUCCUCUUCAAUGAAGAUUUCCAAAUCUAUACUCAGUCCGGGUCGGGCUCGAGACCCCUCCGUUUCUCUCUCAAAUUCCCUUAGCCGGCGGCUACGCAGCAAUGGCAGCAUCAAGGCCGGUCAGGCUUCUCCCAUGUUCCCUAGUUCGGCUAAGAAGCGCGGGUCGGGAUUUGAGAAUCCGGAGCCGUCUUCCCCGAAGGUUACUUGUAUUGGGCAAGUCCGGGUGAAGACUAAGAAGAAGGUGAAGCAUAGUAGAAGCUUGAGGAGAAGUGGGGAUUUGAGUUUCAGGAAAGUGGAGCAAACGCAGGAAGGGAUGAAUCUGAGCGAGGAAAGGGAAAGGGAUAGGCUGUGUCUCCAAAAUCAAAGGAGUUCGAGCGUACAUUAUCAGCAACAAGAAUGCAGCGUGCCUCAUAGGAACCAGAGGUGGGUUCAUUUGCCCUUGACCAUUUGCGAGGCUCUUAGGGCCGAGUUUAGCUGCUUGUUUCCUUGCCGGUCUUCGUGUUUUUCGACGAACGAAAGGGAAAAACAGGAGAAAGGGAAUGGAUCUAGGGAGCGUGAUCAUAAUGGGCAGCAGCAGGAACAGAGAUCUUGUGGCGCCGUGUUCGCCAGAUGGCUGGUGGCGUUGCAGGACGGGGAAGGAGGAAAAGGGAGGGAGAUUGAGCUGGUGGUUGCAGGCGGAGACGACGAUGAGGAGAGAAUAGCGGGCAGACCCAGUACUACAAUGAGGAGUUCAAGAUCAAGAAGGCAUGUGUUUGAAGAUAUUGAGUUCAAAGAUGAAAGCUUUGUAGCACAGAAAGGUGAUGGUGAAGAAGAAGCAGCAGAAGAGGAAGAGAAGGCAAGAGUGAGUAUUUGCAUUCCACCCAAGAACGCUUUGCUUUUGAUGAGGUGUCGAUCUGAUCCUAUGAAAAUGGCCGCUCUCACUAAUCGGUUUUGGGAAACACCUGCUGCUACAAAAAACGAGGAUAGUGAUGGCGAUGGAGGUGAAGCCGAAGUAGAAAUACAAAAAGGUGAAGCUAAAUCUCAAGUACUAAUGGAGAAAGAGUGCGAAGAAGUGGAUGAACAGAAUGUCGUUUCUUCAGUGAACCUUGAAGAAGAGAAAGAAGAGGACUCAGAUGAAGAAACAACCAUGGAAAUGGAAGUUGUGAGUAGUGAGAAAGAAGAAGAAGAAGAAGAGGUGAAGGAGUUGGAGGUAGAGCAUCAACAAGAAGAUGAAGAUUUUGAAUCAGCUGAUUUGCAGAUAGAUGAACAAAAUACAGAAAAUGUGGAAGCAGUUAACCUGAUUUCAGAGGAAGAAGUAAGUAUAACACCCCUCUCAACAUCUUCACCAAUAAACUCCCCCGAACAAGCAAGCUGUGAAACAGAGGAAAAGAUAGCACCACUGCCCUUAGAAGCUUCAGUCCAAGAACAAGAUGUAGAAAUUGGAGAUGUUGAAAAUACUGAAGAAACCACCGGCCAUGAAUCCGAACAGGAGGAGGAAGAUGAAGAUGAAGAAGAAGAAGAAGAAGAAUCAGACACAGAGAUUGAGCACACAACAUUAAAGGAAGAAGAAAAGACAAGUGAGGACGAAAAUGUGAAAAAAGUGUGGAAGAAAGAAGAAGAAGAAGAAGAAGAAGAAGAAGUAUUGCCAGAGUGUUUGCUGUUGAUGAUGUGUGAACCCAAGCUAUCCAUGGAGGUAUCAAAGGAAACAUGGGUGUGCAGUACGGAUUUCAUCAGAUGGCUACCGGAGAGGCAACAACUCAAAGUAAUCAAAACUGACGCUUCUGAUCACUCCAAGAAAAGACUCUCCACGGAUACCAAAAAAUCAUCAUCAGCUACUACUAAUCCUGCGCCGCCGCCGGAAAACAAGAACCACCACCUACUUCAGCCGCCGCGGUCGUCCUGCUCACUGCCGCCGAGGUCGUCCUGCUCUUUGCCGGCGGCCGCAGUUUCCGGCGUGUCCAUGGCGAGUAUGAUAGAGCAGAAGCUGGUGAACGCCGUGGGAUACGAGCCGUUUGUGCUAACCAGGUGCAAGUCGGAGCCGAUGAGAACGGCGGCUAAGCUAGCGGCGGAGCCUUGUUUCUGGAAAAACAGGAAGCUGGAGCCGCAUCGUCGCGCCACUUUCGGCUUCGGCGCCGCUGGUGUCGGCUUCUGACCCAUCUGAGCUGUCAAAAUGAAAGAGCACCUUUUACGGUGUGGUUUGUCGUACUGGUAAUCUGUAGUCUUCUGUAGCGAUUGGGUUUGUAAAUUUUUUUAAUUAUUUUUUCACCGAAUUGUGAGCAUUAAUAGUAAUUUUCUUUAAACGUUUCUCAA